AUGCGCGAGGAUUCGUGUCUCGCACGAAAAUCAGCCAACAAUUCGUCCGGAAGUCCGUCGUCGAAAUUCUGCAAUUUAGAAGUGUUACGUAUACCGAUAGGUACACAUACAUUGCGAGACACAGCAUUGUAUAUCAACACUUGUAUAAAUUCAGCCUCACACAUUUAUUUAAUAGGUGCUGUAUAUGCUGGAAUGGGUUGCACAGCGUUAAACAAUCUGUUAGCUUGUGUGAAUAUUCCACCAAUAUCGUCAGCUUUAUUUAAGCGAUAUGAGAGAGAAAUUGGUCCAGCCAUUGAAGAAAGUGCCAAAGAAAGUUGCAAACAAGCUGCAGAGCAGGAACGACAACUAGUAAUAGACAAUAUUCAAAAAUUGUGUAAAGACUUGCCACCAGAAAUAGUCAAUGAAAUUUAUCUCUUUAUGAACAUCCUUUCAAAAUCCUCCAACUCCUCAAAUCAUGCUCCAAAUAAUACGUCAGUUCAUACUCUCGAAAACUUUGAUGCAGCUUUAGGGAAUAUUGUAAACAUUAUUGUGUCAUAUGAUAUGGGUUGGAGUAAACGAGGUAACGGAAGAAGUUAUGAUAGUUUAAACGGUUAUGGAACGAUCAUCGGAUUUUUAAGUGGCAAAAUAUUGGAUUUCGCGACACGUAAUCGCAAAUGUAAAAUGUGUGAUAACGGUCGAGAAAAGAAUGAUCACGACUGUCGAAAAAACUUUAAAGGUAGUGCAAAGGCAAUGGAGCCAGAUGUUGGAGCUUUUUUAGUAAAUAACAGCACUAUUCUUCAAGAAGCUGCAGUUAGCAUUCGUGUACUAAUAGGUGAUGAAGACAGUUCCACUAUAGCUAACGUACGUCGAGGUAAUAGUAAAAAAGUUUUCAAGUUAGCUGAUAUAAAUCAUUUGCGAAAACAUUUUGUUAGUGAUUUAUAUGAAUUGCAAAAAACUCAUAAAGAAAUGCGAAACAAAGAUACAAUUCCUCACUUAAAAAAAUGCUUCAGUUACGCUAUUGGUCAAAAUAAGGGUAAAAUUUCUGAACUGGCAGCUGCUUUGCGUAGUAUACCAGACCAUGUUUUUGACCAACACAAAAAUUGUGGAGAUUGGUGUUCCCGAAAGCUGAACAGUAGGAAAUCUAAAAAAUUAUUGCUAAAGGAUGUUGAGCUCUAUAAUAAACUGAUGAAUAUUUUUUCAAAAUACGCAGAUAAUGCUGCUAAAUUUGCAGUUGUUGCUUCGAGCCAAGCAAAUGAAAGCGUAAAUAACAUGAUGGCUCAUAAAGCACCGAAAAAUCGUUGUUACAGUCUCAGUGAAUCAGCUGAUUAUCGCUUAGCAAGUGCAGUUUGCAGUAAAAAUGAUGGCGAAAUUCAUUUAUUGAAGGUGAAUGAAAAACUAUGUGUUUCACCAGGCAAGCAUACUGCAAGUUUUGCAAAAAAUAAGGACAAAGUAAAAUUACGACGAGCUUUAAAAGCUAAAUUGCCAGCAUCAAAAUGUCGCAGAAAUUUAUUGGCUAACGAAAGGGAAAAUUUAAGGAAAAAGACGGAAAGAACUGAAGGAAUCAAAUAUAAAUCCAAUUGUGGCUUUGAAAUUGACAGAAAAGAGUUAAAUAUUUCUUUGGACCCUCAGAUUUUGAAGAUACUUGAAAUGACUCAAAACACUUUUGUAAUACAAAAUGAAUUUACAUUCGUGUAUUUUGAUUUAGAGACCUCAGGGUUUGAAAGGAAUGCUGAUAUAUUGCAAAUAGCAGCGAAAUUUGACGAUUAUACUUUCGACGUUUACGUAAAACCCACUCAAGAGAUUAACGAUUUGCAUCAGAAGUGA
Vollenhovia emeryi is the source of this 1803-nucleotide messenger RNA. RefSeq lists its product as uncharacterized. Bases 1 to 1803 code for a protein of 600 amino acids. Lineage: Eukaryota; Metazoa; Arthropoda; Insecta; Hymenoptera; Formicidae. The record is from RefSeq and is a predicted model, not a curated record. The transcript is spliced from 4 exons.